Populus euphratica (Euphrates poplar) is the source of this 899-nucleotide messenger RNA. RefSeq names its product Pathogenesis-related thaumatin superfamily protein. Bases 36 to 818 code for a protein of 260 amino acids. The record is from RefSeq and is a predicted model, not a curated record. NCBI's taxonomy places the organism in Eukaryota, Viridiplantae, Streptophyta, Magnoliopsida, Malpighiales, Salicaceae. The transcript has 2 exons.
UCUACAACCUUUUCUCUUCAUCAAUUGGUUUAAAAAUGAAGUUGCCAAAGUGGAAUACUUAUGGUUUCCUUCUCUUCUUGAUAUGCCAUUCAUUGUUAUCAGGGCGAUCAUUAGGACACCAAGUUGCAUUUCAUAUUCACAACAAGUGCCCGUUCGCCAUAUGGCCGGCGACAGCCCCCAACACAGGCCAUCCAGUGAUUGCCGACGGUGGAUUCUAUCUCACCUCGGGUGAGACUCAACGCAUCUACGCUCCAUGGGAUUGGAAAGGCCGAAUGUGGGCUCGAACUGGCUGCAAUUUCACCUCCAAAGGGCAACCUGCCUGUGAAACUGGUGAUUGCGAUGGGCGUCUAGCAUGCAAUGGUCUAAUAGGCACACCUCCAGUUACACUUGUGCAAGUAUCGCUUCAAGCAGAUGGAAGCAAGCCAAAUUUUUAUGAUGUGAGCUUGGUUGAUGGAUAUAACCUUCCUGUUUCGGUAACAACUAAGCAAAUCUCAUCUAAAUGUACCAUCGGAGGUUGCUCAAAAAAUUUGAAAAAUUCGUGCCCGAUGGAGCUCCAGGUCCAUAACAAAAAUGGGGAAAUUGUGGCGUGCAAAAGCGCUUGCUUGGCUUUCAAUCUUGACUCAUUUUGUUGCAGUAAUGAAUAUGGAAGCCCUGAGAAAUGCAAGCCAAGCGUGUACUCGAAGAUGUUUAAAGAUGCAUGCCCUUAUUAUUAUAGCUACGCUUUUGAUUCGCCUGCGCCGCUGGUGAACUGUGCAUCCAAAGAGUAUAUUGUCACCUUCUGCCCUUCGUCAUGGGGAGGAGACCGCUCUUCGAUAUAAAAUUGUGUGCAUAAUUACACCCAAUUUAUGUAUUGAUCCUUUGUUACUUUGCUUCAAUAAUUAACUAGUGUUAUCCACGCA